Molecule: messenger RNA, 3744 nt
Organism: Monosiga brevicollis MX1
Lineage: Eukaryota; Choanoflagellata; Craspedida; Salpingoecidae
Exons: 11
Coding region: 1-3744 (1247 amino acids)
Biological process (GO): cilium assembly
Cellular component (GO): centrosome; intermediate filament cytoskeleton; microtubule
Source: RefSeq, a predicted model, not a curated record
AUGGCCAUGUUUGGCGGCAUGAAUGUCAAGGGUGCUGACGAAGAGGAUCGGCCCGACCUGGCCAACGCUGCUGCAAGUAGCACGGGCAGCAGCUUUGCCUUUAUCAACAGCGCCCCUGCGGCCGCCGCCGACGAGAGCGCCGCUCCGUCCAGCUCCGCUUUUAGCUUUAUCGGUGGAUCCGCAGCCUCUGACAAUGCCGAACCAGCUGUGGAGCGUAUCGCGCCGGCCGCCGCCACCCCUCUCAUCUCAGCCCCCACCACUAAGAAGAAAAAGAAGCGCAACCCCAAGAUGGUGCGCCCGGGACAUGGUCGCUUGGAGGAGGGCGAGGCGGAGCAGCACAGCCCCUCGCUUGAGCGGAAAACGGCCCCCUCUGCUAGCCCGAGCCCCGCAUCAACACCCGCCUCGGAUGUGCCCGCGUCUACCAGCAGACCACGCUCCCCCGCACAGCCCGCUCGUGCCACUGCUCCGCCUGCGCAAACCAACAAUGUGCCGGCCGAUCGAGGCGCCGAACCAAAGUCUGCACCAGCCCCACAACGCAAAGCUGAGCCCGCACCCCCUGCCACGGCUCAGACCGCAGGCCCAACGCCGGAGACCAUCGCACCCCCAAAAAAGAGCCUUCCACCUCGCAGCGCCAGUCCAACGGCCUCGCGCCUGCCACGCAAAGCUGAUCCCGAACCACGGCCAGCGCCAGGCGCGACACUGACCCCAGUCGACACGAAUCCCACGCCCGAGGCGGAUGACGCGGCGAGUGGUGACAAUAGCCGAGGCUUUCUUUCCCGCCUUUUUGGAGGUGGCAGCCGCAAAGCUGAUAAACAAAAGCCUCCGCCCUCAAACACCGAACCCCCUCGUACCUCGGUUCCCUCCAUUGCCCGCGAACCACAGGGCCCACGCGCUGCCCCUCCAGCCCGCAUGAGCCCGGGUGCCGCCCGUGGUCGUGCGCCUGGACAGCGCCCGAACCCCCGCCCUGCCAAUGCUGCAACACCGUCUGUCCCCACUUCCAAGGCCGCUGCACCCGCCGUGGCCAACCCAUCAGACACUCAUCCUGUCCCGAGCAACUCACCUGUUCCGGCCGACCCUGCGAAAUCCCAGCGCGCCAAAGAACAGAUGGCUACGGAUAAGCGCUCCCAGUCACCACCCUCACCCGUGAAACCCACUCCGACACCUGCAUCCACGCAAGCGGCCACCAAGGCGGCAGCACCCGAGCCGGCAGCACCCGAGCCGACGGAGGACGCGAGCACGGAGGACGUGAACAAGCAGGAGCCUGAAACUCGCGAGACUGACACUACUGAGACGACCGUCACCAACCGGGCCAUGGCCCUUUUGGAAGAGGCCAAGAACAAGGCCGCAACGGCCGAAACAAAGCUUGAGGAACUCCAUCAAGAGCGUGAAACGAUUCUGGCCCAUCAACUCUCCAUUUUUGAGGAGCAUAAGGACAAGGUGGCCGAAAUGCUGCGCCACGAAGAAGAGCUUGAAACAGCUAUUGAGGCAGAAGAUUAUGAGCGAGCAGAGGAGCUUGAAGCCCUCAUUGCCAGCUUGACUGAGAGCACAAGCACCCCUCCAUCCUUCACCAGCGCGCGCAAGUCAACGCGUGCUUCCUUGCUCCGUCUGCUGCAGCAAGAAGAACAAAUCCUGCUUGAUCAAGCAGCUACACAGCGUGAAUCUGCGCAGACUCUCGAGUCAUCCUUGCAGGAGCAAUUGGACGAGCUCAAGACGUUUCGCAGUGGUUUGGAGGAUGCCACGCGCAGCGAGCGCGCACGCAUCGACGCCGAGCAGAUGAAGCUACAGCGCGGCGAAGCUCACUUGCAUGUGGACCAGCAACAUCUGCAAGAGGCCGUGGAUCGGCUCGAGUCGCUGGCAGCGGAACGGACGGCCGAAUUUCAAGAUGCCCGUCGGCGCCUUGUUGACGACCGCGAGCGGGUUCGCCGUGAAAUUGCCGAGCUGGAGCGAAAACUCCGUGAAGCUCGACACAAGGAAGAGCGCCUGGAGAAGGACAUUGCCAAGGAAGAUGAGCGCAUUGCUGCGGCUGAACAGGACCUAGUGGCUGAGCGCUCACAGGUUGAGGCACAGCGCAGUCUGGUCAAUGAGCAGGCUGCUGAGCUGGACGCACGCCGGGCGGCCAUUCAAGAGGCGCAGCAGAGCUUGGAUGACAGCACAGCUUCUGCCCGCAAGCAAGUUGAAGACUUGGACGAGGCUGCCAACGAAGUGAAGAUGCAUAUCGUGCAAUCUCGCCUGGGUCUGCGACGCUUGGAAAAACGCACGGCGCGCUACCUUGAUUUGGAACAACAGUCCUUUGCUGGCAGUGACCGCCUGGAUGACAUCUUGCAAGCGUUUGAAGAGGCCAACGAGGCCAUUCAGAGCCUUGAUGCCCAGGUGGCCGCCAAAACGUCUGACAUCCAGGAGCUCUCCACCAACGUGCUACAACUGCAGCAGGAUGUGAGUCUUCAACGCAAGCAAGCCACAUCCAUUGCCGACCAGCUGCCUGAGUUGACCCAAGCCAAGAAGCUGGCUGUUGGCUCGCGCAAUUUCAAAGAAGCCAGUCGCCUCAACGCCGAGAUUACGUCACUCGCGGAACAGCAAUCUAGCUUGGAGGCCGUGAUUUCGGAGCGGGAAGAAGAGCUCAAGCGUUCGACGACUGAGCUUGAACAGGCCCAAACCGACGCGGACCAAUUGCGCAGCGAGCUUGAGCAGGCUCGCCGCGAUCGUUUUGACGGCAUCAUUGAGGAUCUCGCAGGGCUUUACGGGGAACUUUUUGGAGAGGCACGCCGCCGCCGCCGCCGCAAACAGCCUUCGGCUGCCCUCGUACAGGCCGAUGCAGACUUGUGCCACAGCUUGUUGGUGACAUUGUGCGGCGCGCAGGGAACCGACAUGCCCGCCUUGGCCGAGGACCCCGAAACCGACGAAGCGCCGUCCACGGAUGACGAAGAGAUGGAGGACAACGCCGAUCUAGGCGUCAUUGCUGCGUCGCUGAUUGAUUUUGGGGAUGACGGCCUGGAAGCAGGCUCUCCCGAAGCAGCCUCAUCGGGCAGUCCGGCAGGCGACACUGAGCAGGAGCAGCCACUGGUUGCAGCUAUUGCAGACGAUCUCCUUUCGCUCGAUCUCAACACCAGCGCAACUGCGGACGAGCAAGAUAACCUCGAUGCCCUGCUCGAUGACGGUGAGGAUGACCAAGCCGACCCGGAGAGCCCAACAGUUGAGACCGAAGACGCUAAAGACGCUGAAGACGCUGAAGACGCUAAAGACACUGAAGAUGCUAAAGAUGCUAAAGAUGCUGAAGAUGCUGCCAGCGCCCCUGAGGAGCCCAUGAACUUGGAUGCAUCCAUCGAAUCGGUGCGCGGAGACGAUGUUCCCAGUGAUGCUGGCGAGCAGGACGAACGCGACGCAGUUCUCGAGUCGGAGGAUGUGCAAGCUGAGAUUGAAGAUGAGGAGAUGGAAGCUUCCGACGCCAGCAGCCACUCUGAUGGCGCGGAAGAUCCUGCCUCUGAUGCGGAGGCACCGGUGGAUGGCGAAGACGUCGAUGACGUCUCGGUGUCGGAAGAAGCGGCCAACCAACAGGCCAAGGAAGAGCGCAAGGCGCAGUUGGCUGAGGAGAUCUGGGAGCUGGAGCAGGGCAUCGAGCGAGCUGUUGAAAAUGAGGAUUUUGAUUUAUGCGAGGAGAUGGACGACAAAGUCAAGGUUUUGUCGCAGGAACUUGUCGAUUUGGGUGUGGAAGACGUGGAGGAUUUUGUCAAGCAAAGCCGAGCUUAG